Molecule: messenger RNA, 1394 nt
Organism: Juglans regia (Persian walnut)
Lineage: Eukaryota; Viridiplantae; Streptophyta; Magnoliopsida; Fagales; Juglandaceae
Product: sterol 3-beta-glucosyltransferase UGT80A2-like
Exons: 10
Coding region: 39-1184 (381 amino acids)
Biological process (GO): carbohydrate metabolic process
Molecular function (GO): UDP-glycosyltransferase activity; hexosyltransferase activity
Source: RefSeq, a predicted model, not a curated record
UGACUCUACUGAUUUCGUAUUUCUUUUCUCUAACAGACAUGGUUAAAAAUAAAGGGUUCUUGCCUUCGGGGCCUUCAGAGAUACCUGUUCAACGAAAUCAAAUGAAGGAAAUUAUUUAUUCUUUACUUCCAGCUUGCAAAGACCCUGAUAUUGAUUCUGGUAUCCCCUUUAAAGCGGAUGCAAUCAUUGCCAAUCCCCCAGCAUAUGGGCAUACCCAUGUGGCAGAGGCACUAAAAGUACCGAUUCACAUAUUUUUCACGAUGCCAUGGACGCCAACUAACGAAUUUCCACAUCCUUUAUCCCGUGUGAAGCAGCAAGCUGGAUACAGGCUGUCAUAUCAAAUUGUUGACUCCUUGAUUUGGCUUGGGAUUCGGGACAUGAUCAAUGAUUUGAGGAAGAAAAAGCUGAAGCUUCGUCCUGUAACAUAUUUAAGUGGUUCACAAGGCUCUGAGUCUGAGAUCCCACAUGGAUACAUAUGGAGUCCUCACCUGGUUCCUAAACCAAAAGAUUGGGGACCUAAGGUUGACGUGGUUGGAUUCUGUUUCCUAGAUCUUGCAUCGAACUAUGAACCUCCUGAACCUCUUGUAAAAUGGCUUGGAGCUGGUGAAAAGCCUAUUUACAUUGGAUUUGGUAGCCUUCCUGUUCAAGAGCCAGAGAAAAUGACCCAAACUAUUGUGGAUGCACUGCAAAGCACUAAACAGAGGGGCAUCAUUAACAAAGGCUGGGGUGGCCUUGGGAUCUUGGCAGAACCAAAUGACUCCGUUUACUUAUUGGACAACUGUCCUCAUGAUUGGCUAUUCUUACGAUGCAAGGCUGUGGUGCAUCAUGGAGGUGCUGGAACUACAGCUGCUGGUCUAAGAGCUGCGUGCCCUACAACCAUUGUACCUUUCUUCGGUGACCAACCCUUCUGGGGAGAGCGGGUACAUGCAAGAGGUGUAGGUCCUGCACCCAUUCCUGUUGAGGAGUUUACACUUACGAAGUUGGUUGAUGCAAUAAAGUUUAUGGUAGAUCCAAAGGUGAAAUUGCGUGCGGUCGAACUUGCAAAGGCCAUGGAAAAUGAGGAUGGUGUGGCUGGAGCAGUGAAAGCCUUCUUUAAACAUCUUCCUUGCAAAAAGCCUGAUCUCGAGCCAGAACCAGUGACAUCUAGUUUUUUCUCUUUAAGUAGAUGUUUUGGUUGUUCUUGAAAUUGUUGGUGGAUGUUGUCAGUCCUUCCAUGCAUUUCUUCAAUUAUUUUGUCUUGACGGUGUAUAUAAUAGUAUGCCCUGCGUGGUCUCUGCCGAGAAGAUAGAGAGAGAGAGGAAACUACUUGGGAUUCAUGUUCAUAAAAGGCCAUUCCUACUUCAAGAGUUGUAAUUUUCAAUCUCUAUUCUAUUAAAAAAUGAUUUACUUUUAUC